This is a messenger RNA of Drosophila eugracilis, 1289 nucleotides long. RefSeq names its product trans-1,2-dihydrobenzene-1,2-diol dehydrogenase. The record is from RefSeq and is a predicted model, not a curated record. Gene Ontology annotation, molecular function: nucleotide binding. Lineage: Eukaryota; Metazoa; Arthropoda; Insecta; Diptera; Drosophilidae.
AUGUCGGGUGUUCAGGGAUUAGUUUAUUAAAAAAGCUAUAAAUAGAAGUGUCGCACAUAAACACAGUGGAAAGUUUUAUCUAAGCAUUUAGUUCAGCAAGUUCAAUCCCGCUUCACAAAACAUCAACAUGUCGAAACUCAUCCGUUGGGGAAUUGCUUCUGCCGGCAAGAUCAGCGAGGACUUUGUCAUCGCUCUAAGCACCCUGCCCUCCAGCGACCACAAGGUCCAGGCUAUUGCCGCCCGAUCCCUGGAUCGCGCUCAGGAGUUCGCCACCAAGCACUCCAUUCCCAAGGCCCUCGGAAGUUACGAGGAGCUGGCUAAGAGCAGCGAUGUCGAUGUGGUCUAUAUUGGUACCCUGAAUCCUCAGCACUACGAGGUGGCUGUGCUGAUGCUGAACAAUGGCAAGCACGUACUCUGCGAGAAGCCGUUGGCCAUGAACAAAAAGCAGGUGGAGGGCAUCCUGGCUGCUGCCAAGAACAACAAGCGCUUUUUCAUGGAGGCCGUCUGGUCACGAUUCUUCCCCUCAUACCAGCGCGUCAAGGAGCUUAUCUCCAACGGUCAGCUUGGCCAAAUUAAGGAUGUGGAGGUCAACUUUGGUUUCCCAUUGGAGCAUGUUGAUCGCUUGCAGAAACGCGAAUUGGGUGGCGGAGUAGUCUACGAUCUGGGCAUCUACACCAUCCAGGUCUCUCAGUGGGCCUUCCAGGAGAAACCAGAAAAGAUCGAGUCUAAGGGAUCCCUUAACGCCGAGGGCAUUGACGAUGACGUCAGUGCCACUUUGACCUACAGCGGUGGACGCACUGCUCGUAUGCGCUUCUCCUCAAAGGUGAAACUUUCCAACACCGCCGUGAUCAAGGGCACCAAAGGACAAGUUACCCUUAUUGACUUCUGGACGGCCAACAAGAUGAUCGACAUCGAUGGUCAGGAGAAGGAAUGGCUGCCCCCUAAGGGCAAGUACCAGACCAAUUAUGCCAACUCCGAGGCCAUGAGGUACGAGGCAGAGGCAGUGCGUCAGUCCGUCAUCGCUGGCGAUGUGGAGAACAAGAACGUGACCUACGCCGAUAGUUUGCUCUUCGCCGAGAUCGAGGACACCAUCCGCAAGCAGAUCGGUGUGCUGAAUAAGUUCGACGAGGAGUAAAAGUAGAUUUUAAAAUUAAACUUUUAAACAUAACAUAAAGUAAUAAACAUAAUUUUGUAAAAAAAAAACAUUUUAUAACUUUUUCUAACUAUUUUUGAAAGCAACAUAUUCUUGAUGUUAUUUUAAUCAAAUAUAGAAAAGUUUAAAAAAAUAA